AUGAUAUUUCCGUUCCUUUCUUCUCUCCCCUAGAAAAAUCGAAUUUACUGGUACAUUUUUUGUUCACCAAACACACUUUGAAAGAAGAGAAUAAUAAUAAGCAGGCUGGAAGGAUGAAUCGGCAGACAGAGAAAGUGGUGAGAAGAACAACAAUGAUUGCAACCGUCACUGCCGCUUAUUUCCUCUUGACCGCUGACUAUGGCCCUCAACCGAAUGUUCUUGAUCCCAUCAAGGAUGCGAUACAAUCUGCAGAGCAAUCGGUCAAGAAUUUCUUCGUUGGAUCUAAGCAAGAAGCCGAAAAGCCAACCAGCGGUGCUGCAUCAGAGAAACACCCUUAAUAUGUUUGAGAAAAUGCAACCCACGUUCCCUGUGACGUUGACUGUCCGUAGAAUGUGAAUCUUAAACCAAUGUAGAUGUAAAUUCUGAGUUUCUUACUUUGUAAACCUUGGUUGUUCUUGUAAUCACAGACCUCUUUUUUGGGUAUUAGAAGCGAAAUACUCUCUGAAAAAACUCCCCUUUUAUAGACCUCUUAAUAUGAUGGUUCCUGUUUUUGUUA
Erigeron canadensis is the source of this 556-nucleotide messenger RNA. RefSeq lists its product as uncharacterized. Lineage: Eukaryota; Viridiplantae; Streptophyta; Magnoliopsida; Asterales; Asteraceae. The transcript is spliced from 2 exons. The record is from RefSeq and is a predicted model, not a curated record. Bases 114 to 338 code for a protein of 74 amino acids.